This is a messenger RNA of Camarhynchus parvulus, 539 nucleotides long. Its product is annotated as centrosome-associated protein 350-like. Bases 24 to 539 code for a protein of 171 amino acids. The transcript has 5 exons. Gene Ontology annotation, cellular component: centrosome. Gene Ontology annotation, biological process: microtubule anchoring. The record is from RefSeq and is a predicted model, not a curated record. Gene Ontology annotation, molecular function: microtubule binding. Lineage: Eukaryota; Metazoa; Chordata; Aves; Passeriformes; Thraupidae.
UGAAAGUCCAGAACCAAGAGGAAAUGGCCAACCCAUCUCCUGGAGAGAGCCUGAGGAUCUGGGAGAGCCUGAGCUUCCAGCCCUCUGCCACUCUGAGCACCGGCAGCUUUGAGCAGCACUUGGGUGAGGGAGAUUUUGGUGGCACAGAGCUGGAGGACAAACACAGGAGACACCUGGACAUUUUAAGGCAAACCUCCUUACUACUGGCUCACAAACUGAAGCUCCAGCAGCAGCAGCAGAAACAUCGGCUUCUGGUGCUGAGGGAGAAGGCAAAGCAAGAGGUUGAGGAAAGCCACAGGUUUUUGAGGGGCCUGCUGCAGCUCAGUUCUGAGUGGAGCGCAGCCAUUCCAUGCUUUGGAUGUUCCAGCACCUUCCAUGGUUCCAGCCUGGCCGUGGUGGAGCAGUGCCUGAGGGCAGAGGAGCUGCGGGCUCGGCACCAGGCACUGCUCCUGCAGCUCCGGAGGAAGGCUCUGCGGGAGAGGGCCAGGGCCGAGCUGGCCUGGCUGGGCCACCGCAGACGGCAGAAAUCCAGCACCUGA